Molecule: messenger RNA, 844 nt
Organism: Aspergillus fijiensis CBS 313.89
Lineage: Eukaryota; Fungi; Ascomycota; Eurotiomycetes; Eurotiales; Aspergillaceae
Product: nucleoside diphosphate kinase
Exons: 5
Coding region: 361-714 (117 amino acids)
Biological process (GO): GTP biosynthetic process; UTP biosynthetic process; CTP biosynthetic process
Molecular function (GO): nucleoside diphosphate kinase activity
Source: RefSeq, a predicted model, not a curated record
CUUAUAUUUUUCGCCCAACUCACGCCGGCUCUGCUUCCUUUCCCUUUUCCUCCUCUCAUUCGAAUCUCCGUGAAUCGUCAUCAUCCACAUCCUUCAAAAUGUCCAACGAGCAGACGUAAGUUGAUGCUCCUCAUCCUUCCCCUUCCUCAUGCGUUGACUGGUCUCGUUCUCUCUGUCAACUAUGUGUCGAUUAUCUACCCACAUUGACAACGCUUGACCUCGACCCAACGCCCAUCUGCAUCGACCUCGAAGCUAACAACCGGACACAGCUUCAUUGCCAUCAAGCCCGAUGGUGUCCAGCGCGGACUCAUUGGCCCCAUCCUCUCUCGCUUCGAGAACCGUGGCUUCAAGCUCGUUGCCAUGAAGCUGUGCUCUCCUUCCCAGCAGCACCUCGAGCAGCACUACGCUGACCUCAGCGACAAGCCCUUCUUCAAGGGACUCGUCUCCUACAUGCUGAGCGGCCCCAUCUGCGCCAUGGUCUGGGAGGGCCGUGAUGCCGUCAAGACCGGCCGCACCAUCCUCGGUGCCACCAACCCCCUCGCCUCCGCCCCCGGCACCAUCCGUGGUGACUACGCCAUCGAUGUCGGCCGCAACGUCUGCCACGGUUCCGACUCCGUCGAGAACGCCAAGAAGGAGAUUGCCCUCUGGUUCAAGCCCGAGGAGCUCCAGAGCUGGAAGCAGAGCCAGUUCGACUGGAUCUACGAGAAGGCCUAAAUCUUCUCAUCUCAGCUUUGCCAUUUCGGAGCCUACCGACCCUCGAGCAUGUGGGAGGCGGCGCUCUUUAGAUGAAACAAUCUAGAAAACCCAAAAGCCCGAUGAGAAAUACAAGUCAUUUCCAGAUCUA